Malus domestica (apple) is the source of this 2300-nucleotide messenger RNA. RefSeq lists its product as uncharacterized. The record is from RefSeq and is a predicted model, not a curated record. Lineage: Eukaryota; Viridiplantae; Streptophyta; Magnoliopsida; Rosales; Rosaceae. Gene Ontology annotation, molecular function: GTP binding.
UAAACACUGAUGUGAGCAGUCGUUACUCACACUUCUUACUUCUCAAUCAGGGUUUAGGGUUUAAGCGUCCAUGCCAAACACUCGUUUCUCUAACAGAGAGAACCGUCGCUGAUUGCUGAAGCACUGCUCCAAAUCCCAAGUCCCCAAUUAGGUCUUUGCAGCGAUCACAGCGCCUUUGAGAGGCUUCAGGCUUGGUCGAAAGGAGGAGUCUGGUCGGAUUCAUACGUCUGCUUGAAUUUCAGUAUAUUCAGGCGGUGCUCUGAAGUGUGUGCUAAAUAGGAGGUUUGCCUUGUAAUCUUGGGAUUGGUUUUGGCUUCUGAGUAUUUUAAUUUUUUGCUUGGUGGGUUCGAUUUUUGAGAAUUCGGGGUAUUUAAUCGAGUGCUAGUGGUUACAGCAUGUCUGCAGAGGCUAAAUUAAGGUUUAAGCUCAAUAAGAAACUCAAAGCAUCUAUUGGAAGGCCCAAGUUUCACAGUGAUGGAAAAAAGGAUGAUGAUAAUAGGAAGGGGAGCUUUAAUAAGAAGGGGAUAAAGUUUCAUAAUUCUGAGGAAGGGAGUCGUGGAGAUCUUGAUAAAAGGGACGAUUUUAAAACCAUGAAUGGUGAUAGGAGAAGAAAGAGAAUCUAUGGUGACCAAGACACAGAUCGGGAUUCAAUGUCUUCUAGAAAUGGAGAGGCAUCUUAUCGGAAGGCUUUUUCUAGGAAAGGACCGAACCAAGUAAGGGAUGGUUUUGAUGGUGAAAGGAACGAUACUAGAGCUCCUUUGCGUCCUCGCUCUAGGUGGGGUUCUAAUAGAUUAGAGAAUGCUGAUUCUGAAACUAAACGUUUUUCUCCUAGGAGUCCCAAAGUCUCCAAUAAAACCAAAAGUAAGGAUGGUUUUGGAAAUGAAAAGAACGCAAGUGAAUCUCCUGGGCAUCCUCGCUCUAUCUGGGUUUCUAAUGGAUUAGAGAAUGCUACUUCUGAAAAUAAACGUUUUUCUUCUAAGGAUAGAGGUGCAAAAGUUUCCAGUAAAACCAAAUAUAAGGAGGGCGAUAAGAUGGAAUCUGUUAAUACCGAUGGUGGUCAGGCUAGUGCACUGAAGAAACAUAACAAAGUUAAGCCGGAUAAGAAAAUCUUGAAUGAAGAAUCACGGGUGAUAGAUGAUCAGCCAAAGAAGAGGAAGCGAAUUCGAUUAGAUCCUAAUGAUAUCUCAAAUAAAAGAUUUGAUGAUACUAUUGUCAUAAACGAAAGCAAAAAGGAGAAGGAAAAAGAUGAGGAGGAAAAAGCUGAAAUCUCAAAAAAUGCACAGUUUCGUGCAAUACAACCUAGUUCCUCAAUCCUCUCUUAUGUGGAAGAUAAUUUGUUAGGUCGUAGACGCUUGAUAGAGUUGAGGAGGGCAGGCUACAACACUGAGCUUUCUGCCCCAUUGGAUAAUAUUCCUUCCUCUACCAGCUCAGAAAGAGAGAAUAUUGAGGAAAAUAUAUUUAGAAAUAAAUUGACAUUUUUUGCCGCUGCAAAAGUUUCAUCAUCAUUUCCACCUCCUGAUCUUCCAGAGAUUGCAUUUGCAGGGAGGUCAAAUGUCGGGAAAUCCUCACUACUUAAUGCACUUACUAGACAAUGGGGUGUUGUACGAACGUCAGACAAGCCUGGUCUUACUCAGACUAUUAAUUUCUUCAAUCUAGGAUCAAAGCUCUGCUUGGUUGAUUUGCCAGGGUACGGCUUUGCUUAUGCUAAAGAAGAAGUUAAGGAUGCUUGGGUGGAGCUUGUGAAAGAGUAUGUAUCCACAAGAGUUGGUCUAAAACGAGUGUGUUUACUUAUUGACACAAAAUGGGGAAUGAAGCCAAGGGAUCAUGAACUCAUUGACUUGAUGGAAAGGGCUGAAACUAAAUAUCAGAUUUUAUUGACGAAGACGGAUACAGUUUUCCCAAUUGAUGUGGCACGUCGUGCAAUGCAAAUUGAAGAGAGUCUGAAAGCAAAUAAGUCUUUGGUCCAACCUGCGGUGAUGGUGAGCUCGAAAUCUGGAGCUGGUAUUCGAAGUUUAAGAACAGUGCUAGCAAAGAUUGCUCGUGUUGCCAAAGUCUAAUACGUAGCGUCAGGUGGUUAUGUACUUCUUGGCCGUGGCGGGCUGCUUGUACAAUUGUUUUGGCUUGGAAGCUGAAAGUCCCCAACUCAUGGAGAUGCCGGAUGCGUUCAACGCAGAUUGUUCGCCUCCACAGAUUGAGCAGUUAAAUGAGAACUAGUUUUGUAGGAAGGUGGAUUGUCUGCCCUCCCAUUUCCAUACUCUUCCUAUCCCCUCCUGUUUUGUGUGAUCACGGUUAAGCUACGU